AUGCUAAACUACUCUUUUAUCUAUAAGAACGAAUCAAAACCGGACAACAUUGGAAAUAUGAACAACAGUUCUAACUUUGAAACUAUUGUUGUCAUAAAUUGUAUUCUCAAUGCUCCACUGAUGCUAACAUCCAUCACUGGUAAUGCUUUGGUAUUGGCCACUAUCUUGAGAACUCCUUCGCUUCGUUCAGUACCAUCUACAAUUUUUUUAUGCAGUCUUGCUAUUACAGAUUUUCUUGUUGGGCUUGUUGUUCAACCUGUUUACAUUGCCAAUGAACUUCAAUAUUCAGCUGGUGGGCCUCUUUAUAAAGUCGAAGACUUUAUAUCUGUUUCACUUUGUGGUGUUUCCCUAUCAACAAUGACAGCCAUAAGCGUGGAUCGAUUUUUAGCCCUCCACUAUCAUGUGACGUAUCCGAAUUUGAUGACCACAAAACGUGCAAUGAAUGCUUCAGCAAGUCUCUGGUUUGUUUCCAUACUUUUUUCAUGCCUUAGGGUUUGGAUAGGAGGCUUUUUUUCCCUUAUUACAGGAGUUUUUAUUGCAGUUUCUUUUGUCAUUUCGUGCGCUUCUUACAUCAAAAUUUACAUCAUUGUUCGUCAUCAUCAGAUCCAGAUUCACACUCAACAACAAGCUGUGAUGAACAGUUUUAAUAUUACAGAUGGUAAUAACCUUAUAAUAUCAAAGAAACGUGCUUUAAAAACUUUUAUUUACUUCAUUUGCAUGAUAUUUUGUUAUCUACCAUAUCUAUUUUAUUCAUUGCUUAGUAACACCUCAGUUAUAGCUUUUGACAGAAAUUGGUCGAACUUGGUAAUUAAUGUUGUGUUCUUGAACUCGUCCGUAAAUCCAUUUUUGUAUUGUUGGUGUAAUCAUGAAAUCCGCACGUCGGUUGUAAAGAUAAUACGAAAGAUGAUGUGUAGACAAACAGAGGAAGCUGACUAGGUAGUGGAGUUGCAUUAAGGUUCAUUGUGAAAAAUUUUGCCCCAUGUAAAGGUUUCCAAGACGGUCUUGGAUUCUGGAUUCCAAAGCCGUGGAUUCCGGAUUCCAGGUAUGGUGCGAAAAAUGAUGUGUAGACAAACGAAGGAAGCUAGCAAGCUUGAGAGUUAAAAUUGUAUUUGUAAAGAGCGGAAUAUAAUUGUUGUGAAGUAUUUUGAAGGUUAUUUUAAGUUAAUUUCGUGUUUGUGCUUGACGUUUCACUCGUGAGUAGAGUCCUGUUAUGACCAGUUUAUAGAUCAAGGUUAAUCCGUAUUUGUGUCGACAGGUUUUCAAAUUCAAUUCAAAAUGGGCGUUGAAUUCACUUAUAUUUCAGCAAGUCUGUUUUUUUACAGUCUUGCCUUAGAAAUGAACUCAUUACACCCGUCUGCCGAACCACUGUAUUUUUUUUGCUUCCGUGUCUUAUCAAGGGUUCAUACAGCAAAUUGCAAUCAUUUUUAAGGACUUUUCGAGGAUCUCAUUUGAUUUUCAUUCACUACCUACCAGGAAUGUACAUUACAGAUUUGUACAUAUAUACAUGUUGUAGUUAAUUUAUCAUCUGAGGUAAUUUUUGUUUUUCUUUUGUUUUGGGGUAUGGUAAUGUAUGCACAUGAAUUUGAAACAAAGAAAAAUAAAAAUUACCUGAGAUAAAAAAUUAACCACAACAUACACAUUCCCUGUCCAAGCUAACGCUCAAGCAGAUUAAGGCCUGGGUCAGUAAGUCAUACAUGGUUCUUAUGCACACUUUCCAAAACCGUCGUUAAAGACAUGCGCAAGAAAUUAUAGAUAGUAAAGUUAAUUACACAAAACAAAAAUUGGAAAACAAAUCCAAAAUAAUAGGUCACGUGAUUGACCACGCCCUCUAUUGUUUAAAAGUUGUAACCAACGAUUCCCACCACUUGCCAAACGUGUAGCUCCAGUUUCACUGUAUCAAAACAUUGACCCUAUAAAGUGUUUACGAAAUCAGCACGGAGUGGUUCAAAGCGUUACAAUGGCCAAAUUUAUACUAGAGACGAGUUAUCCGUCAGAUUGAUAAUUCGUCUAAGUAUAAAUCCGAAGACGAAUUUUGACGAACAAUUUGUCUAGAUUUUUAUUUAUUUAUCCCAGGAAACAUUGCGAAAAUUAAUAUAGAAACCAGCUUCUCCCAUGUGGAGACUUCGUCAAAAAACCGUCCACCUUUCGUCCAGAUAUGAAUUUAGAGACGGAUAAUCCGUCUAAGACGAAUUAUCCGUCUGUUAGCACCUGUUCAAGACGUGCUAACAGACGAAUCAGCCUCAGACGAAUUUUUCUUCAUAAUUCGUCUUAGCACCGAAUUUAUACUAGAGACGAAUUAUCUGUCUGGAAGGAUAAUUCGUCCCUAGUGGCCGGCGUAAUUGGUGUUUAUUGACUAGUCACGAGUCAGUCCUCCUCUAACUAAAAUUUUAGUCAGCAGAAAGAGGUUCGUUGACAUGGUCUCAUUCCGAACGUUUUUAGAAGAAGACUAUUUGUAGCCACUGUUUGGACCUACAAAUGGAAAACCGUUUGCUCUUUAUGUUCUUUAAGUUUUCAUCUUUAGUUUGGGGGUGGGAAGGAUGGGUUGAUGUUAAGAAUACUUGAAACAGCGUCUGCAUAAUAAUUUUAACCGUCUUUUGAGCAACUCGAUCAUUUUCACAAGUAUAGUUUUGCUCUUAGCCUAGUUUUGAAAGUGAGAGUUUUCGGAACUCGGAAAUGUACUGCACCGCAAAUGAUCCCCGACCGCAAAUGAUCCCCAUUGUCGACUGCAAGUGAUCACCAUUGUCGACGGCAAAUGAUCCCGUUAAAAGUAGAGGAAUGGAAUGGAUUUUAGGCAUGGAUGGUGAAUGGCGCUGAGAACUGGAACAACGCGUAAAACAAUGGAAUAAAUUAAAAAGAUAAUUAUCAACCAACAACAGCAACCACAGCAUGUGAAAAUGUCACACGAUCAAGCAAAGUAGCUAAAUCAAAACAAAUGGAAAUGCUAAAUUUAACAAAUUGAACUUCUUGUGAUAGAGCUGGUUUCAUCUCUCAUCUCAGCAUGAAUUCGAAUAAAUUUAAAAUGAAUUAGUGAAUUCAGCAUGAAAAGUUUUCUAGCAUUUCCCAAGUCUACUUAAUACUUAAAAUACUUUUAAUAGAUGAGGAAGUGUAAAUUUAAUAUUUCAAUAUUAACCUUGAAUAAUACAAAAAAAAGCCGUGAGUUUCAAGAUUUCAUUUUGAGCCCCCUUCCUUUCGUGGAUAGUCUUUUUGUAUGUUACCACCUGAGAGAUAAAUGUUUCUUGAUGCACUGUGUAAGUUUUUGCAUACUAUUUUGACAUGGUUGGUACACUGAUAACUGCGAGGCAAUUAAAACGUUUGCAGACUGAUUACAGCUCAUCUAAAUUUUACUUAUUGAAAACAGAGUUCGGAUGAAUCCAACAGCUCGACCAACAGCUCUUCUACAGUUUAACGAAAACCGAGUCGACCGUUUGGCGGCCGACAGAAUUUUUUGGUGGAUAGUCGGCCGACAGAAUUUUUGGGGAGUUGUUCUUCAAUUUUGCCGACUUGACAAUCAUCAUCUUAACAGUAUCAUGCAGCACUAUCUAUGGAUGAUAUGAUCGUAAAACCGGCAUAUCUGCCCUAGGAUUGUCUGGGAGAAUUCACAAAGAUCCUCGAUUGAAUAUUGCGUUCGCAAAAAGCUCGCCUACAGCUGUAAGCCUCUGAUCAAAAAAUCCAGAAUGCCACAUUGCAGUUUGACCUGGAUCAAGGGCACUCAACGAGAAUGUAUUUCAAAAACACUUAAACAGCAUCGUGAACGUAUUUUAGUAUUUAACCGUUAGAUAUAGGCAUAUUUUUAUCCCCUAAAAAUUUUUCAUCUUUUCCGAUUUCCUAGCUGAAAGUCGAGAGAUCCGAAAACUUAUAGUAAUCAAAACUUACCUUUUCGAACAUUUCAGCCAGAAAAAAGAAAAUUCUAGGUGACCUUUUGAGGGUAAAAAAUCUGUUAAAAAUGGGCAAUGCAGGCAAGAAAUUUUACAGCAAAUGUUCCGCAAAUUCUAGAUCUCAAAUCGUUUUCCGAACAGAUGUUUUCCUAAAAUUUACGGUGGGUGCCCUCGCUGGAUUGACUGUAAAAUAGAAACAUAUAAAAUCAUAACCUGACAUCUGACUGCACAGAGACCCACAAAGGAAUCCAACCUACUUUAUUUUUAACAAAAAAACGAAAAACCAGAUGCUAAAAAAUACAAAAACCGGAAACCGCAACGACAACAAAACCGAAAAAGCGACUUAAAAAAUGGCUAAAAUAAGCCGUAAUUCCCAACGCCCCCUCCCGGGUCUUCAAAGAGUCAAACACUGCAAGCGCCAAUUACCCAAUAAGAACAAAUAACGAGUUAAAAGCUGCAAAGUCACCGCGUCUUUCUAAAAAGAAAUCGAAGAUGCCAAACUACUCUUUUUUUAAUAAGAACGAAUCAAACUCCGAUAACACGAAAAGAAUGGGCAACAUUUCUAACUUUGAAACUAUUGUUGUCAUAAAUUGUAUCCUCAAUGUUCCAUUGAUGCUCACAUCCAUCACUGGUAAUGCUUUGGUGUUGGUCGCCAUAUUGAGAACUCCUUCGCUUCGUUCAGUACCGUCUACUAUCUUCCUGUGCAGUCUCGCUAGUACAGAUUUUCUUGUUGGGCUUGUGGGUCAACCUUUUUACAUUGCUAGUGAACUAUACCAUUCAACUGAUGUGCCUCUUUCCAAAGUCGAAACCUUGAUAUCUGUUUCACUUUGUGGUGUUUCACUAGCAACAAUGACAGCCAUAAGCGUGGAUCGAUUUUUAGCUCUCCACUAUCAUGUGACGUAUGCGAAUUUGAUGACCACAAAACGUGCAAUGACUACUUCAGCAAGUCUCUGGUUUGUUUCCAUACUUUUAUCAUGCCUUAGAGUUUGGAUAAGAGGCGUUUUUUUCCUUAUUACAGGAGUUUUUAUUGCAGUUUCUUUUGUCAUUUCGUGCGCUUCAUACAUCAAAAUUUAUUUCAUUGUUCGUCAUCAUCAGAUCCAGAUUCACGCUCAACAACAAGCUGUGAACAGUUUUAAUAUUCCAGAUAGUAAUGACAUGAUACUAUCCAAAAAAAGUGCUGUAAAGACUUUUAUAUAUUACAUCUGCAUGAUAGUUUGUUAUUUACCGUAUCUAUCUUAUAUAUUGCUAAGUACCACCUCAGUUAAAGCUUUUGGCAGGAAUUGGUCCUUUGUAUAUACUGUUGUGUUCUUGAACUCGUCGGUAAAUCCAUUUUUGUACUGUUGGUGUAAUCGUGAAAUCCGAUCGUCAGUUGUAAAGAUAGUCCGAAAAAUGAUGUGUAGACAAACGGGGAAAGCUAGCUAGCUUGAGCGGGGUCAAAAUUGUAUUUGUAAAGAGCGGAAUAUAAUACUCACAGAUCUUUACCACGCUAUAAACACUUCCCUGAACUAUUACCUAAACUUUACAGAGAAAAAUGGCUUGACAUUUACGAACAGUUCUGUUCACCUAACGGGAUUUCGUCCGGAAACGCAAAACUUCGUUACCGCGAAGACUUGUAUGUAUGUUGAGCGAGAUACCGCACUUUACAUAAUUUGUCAAAACCUUAUUACACAGCGAAGCCUUCAAUCAGUAUACAUUGCUAUUGAUUUUUUCCUCGUCUACGCAGUCGAAAGUUCUCUAUCUGCUGAAAUUUAGAAAAUACUUUUUUUCUGGCUGAAAUUUCGAAAAGGUAAGUUUUGAUCCCUAUAAUUUUCGGAUCACUAGACUUCCCGCUAGGAAAUCCAAACAGGUGAAAAAUAUUUAGGGGAUAAAAAUAUGUUUAUAUAUACCGUUUAAAUACUAAAAUACGUAUAACAAUGCUAUGUUUAAGUGGUUUUGAACUAUAUUCUCGUUGAGUGCCACUGACUGAGGAGUCUUUCUUUUGUAAAAUGCGUAAAAUAACUUUUCUCUACCACCCUAAUAAUUUAUCACUAUUGUUUUUUUUUUAAUUUGUUUUUUUCUUUUUUUUGGAAAGCGCCUCUAAACUUAUAUCAUACUAGCGCAUUUAUUAAAGAGAGUUGGUUAAAGCAAGGAUUGUGACGUCAUGUGGUUUGAUUAAGCCGCCAUUUAUACGCAUUAUUGGCUUCACGUUCCUAUUAAGCGAAAGUCUACUUCAGUUUGCAAGAUUAUUGCAAAUAGGGGCGGGAAGGAGGAUUUGAGGUUAAGAAUUUAUUUUGAAAAACAGCGUGUGCUCAGCGCCAGGUGAUGAUCUAUUUUCAUAUCACUAGCAAGUUAAAUAUUCAUUUUCGAAAUCCCUAAUUACUAUUCAUCAACGCUUAAACGAGUGCUGUUCUGCUUAUUAAACAGAGAAAGGCAAAAACUUACCAGGAAAAUUGCCCUGUGUGAUGCAAAUAUAUAUUAAGUGCUAUUAUAAGAUAACAACUGAACCAAUAAACGUCUUUCACCUGCCAUUUUUAUUACCUAACGCUGAGAUCAAUGGCAAAUUUUAAGUUACCAUAAACUGGAUAUUUUUUUGUUACUAUUUGCUCAAACUUGCUCACCAGCUCUCGUUUUAAAACGUCUACACUGUUUUGAGCUUUCCGGAACAAAUCUUAAAAUAUUUUUUUCAGAUUCUUUUUUCAACUGCUAACGGUAAAUUCAUAACUAUAACGGUCUUAAUAUUUUUUAUCGCCCUCCAUCCAAAUAUCCCGGGGGGAAUAAAGGGAGUUUUCGUUAAUGUGGAGGAGCGGAGAUCCAACCUUUGUUGAAUUGUGUUUGACAAAUCCAAUAAUUUUCACCCUUCCUCGCAGUUACAAAUUAGGGAGCUUAAGAUGAUAUUACACGGGACAAUUAGCAAAGACGAUUUUUAGCGCAACACAGCGUUGCAAUGUUGGAACAAUGUUGUAACUAUUCGAAACAAUGUCGCAACAAUUUUGCAACGCUGUGUUGCGGUAAAAAUCUUCGUUGCUAAUUGUUUCGUGUAACAUCACCUUUAAACCAACGAUGUUUUUUAAGCGACGCACGUCAACAAGAAAUGAGGCCUUAUAGUACGUCUUAACGCUAGCAAAUUUAUAUUGCUAUAUAAUGUCUCAUAAACAGACGAUUUGCCCGAACAUCUGCGUAAAACCAGUGCCCAAAAAUGUAAUAAGUCCACUUCUGGUUGACGCGCGUCGGUCAAAAACGCCUUUGCUAAAGCUUGCUAUUAUCAUUUAUCCUUACGUGUCACAAGUACAUAGACCCUUAUCGUCGUGAUAUGUGAAGAAGUCGUAAAAUUAUAAAUCUUAAACUAUAAUCGUAGAAUUCCGAAUUUUAACAAAGUCAGUUAAGUGCAUUUACCAAAAGAGGAAGAAAGGUCGGUAGGGGGGGUAGGGGGACACCGGAAUCUUUGUCUUGAUAGACCCUAAAUACGCCGCAUGUCCGGACUGAAAUAAUUACACUUGCAUACUUCCUGGGCUGACGAAUGUCAUUAACACCCAGUAGGUUGUUCGCGUUGGUAAAUUUCUAGAGCUUGCAGCGUUUGAUUAGUUUCCUUGUACCUUCCGUCUGAGAAUGGCAAGGUAUGUAUGUACGACGUAUCCAUAAAUAAUGUCAGUUUCCAGUGCUGUUAUUAAGUUCGGUUUAGGUCUAAAUGGGACUGAAAACGUUUCUAAGUUUCUGUUGCAAAAGAUCAAGCCAAUUUGGAAACAAGUCAAAAGGUUGAAAGACCGUGCAUAUUUAAUAUAUUUACUAAACGGCAUAAUUCCAUUCGAUUUGAUCUUUGAUACUUUCUCACAGUAUCAGUCAAAACGUUAUGAACGAUAAUUUUCGCUAGGGAACUUUUUGUUACACACUUCCUAUUUCUUUCUUAACUUAAUGAUUAGAAAAAGACAACAAAUAUUUCUUGCCCGUCGGGCCUGAAAUGCGAUAAAAAAGUCACUUUUGAAGCUUUCAAACUUAGGUGACAGCAUGUCGAUGUUUACACAGGAUAGGAUGGAUUUUAGACAUCAGUUUCAGCCUAUACUGGCAUCAGACGAGUCAUGCAGAGAACAGUUUUUGAAUAACUAAUCAUAAAUACCGCCGAAAAUAAGCCCCGGGGCUUACAUUUUUGAAAGGUCCUUUUUCAGAGGCUUAUUUUUGGAGGGGCUUAUAUUCGAAGGGGAUUAUCUACGGCAGGAAAUUUACGUUUGAAAAUCGAUUGUGCUAGCCUUAUAGUUGGAAGUAAAUUUACCGUUUUUGCUUUGUUUUCCUAUGUAUUUGAGGGCAAUUUUCCGAGCACAAACCCCCGGGGGCUUAUAUUUGGAGGGGCGAUUUAAGGGAGGGCUUUUUGCGUUACCGGUUUGCGGGGCUUAUUUUUGGAGGGGCUUAUACAUGGAGGGGCUUAUUUUCGAAAUUUUAUGGUAUGCGACUUUUGAGUGUUUUAUGGAAUAGUCUACGGAAUGAUGGCUUUCUGAAAGUAAGAGAGAUUUCAUUUGACGUCCUGUUUUGUAUCUUUAGUAUUUUCUUCAUAAAAAGGGGGUAUUUUUGACUUAAAUACGGACACUUUUACCCCCCCCCCCCCGCCCAUUGGUCUAAAUUUUACUUAUGGAAAACAGAGUUCAGCCUUCGUGAUGAAUUCAUUAAUAAAGACUUUUUAAAGAGUCAAACAGGUGCCAGUUACACAAUUAGAACAAAGCAACGAAUUAAAAGCUGCAAAGUCACCGCUUCUAAGUUUGUAAAAGAAACGCCACGAGCAACAACAAAAGCCAAAAAAAAGAAAGAAAUCGAGGAUGUUAAACUACUCCUUUGUCGAUAACAAUGAAUCAAAAUCUGACAACUUGAAAAUGGACGACAGUUCUAGCUUGGAAACUGUUGUCGUCAUAAAUUGCAUCCUCAAUGCUCCACUGAUGCUGACAUCCAUCACUGGUAAUGCUUUGGUGUUGGCCGCCAUCUUGAGAACUCCUUCGCUUCGUUCAGUACCGUCUACUAUCUUCCUAUGCAGUCUCGCUAGUACAGAUUUUCUUGUUGGGCUUGUUGUCCAACCUGUUUACAUUGCCAUAGAACUUCGCCAUUUAACUGGUGAGUUUAUUUUCAAAGCCAUAGUCUCGAUGUCUACUUGUCUCUGUGGUGUUUCCCUGGCAACAAUCACAGCCAUAAGCGUAGAUCGACUUUUAGCUCUUCACUAUCACAUGACGUAUCCGAAUUUAAUGACAACAAAACGUGCAUUAUAUGCCUCAGCAAGUCUCUGGUUUGUUUCCAUACUUUUACCAUGCCUUACAGUUUGGAAAUGGAGAGUUUUUAAUCUUUUUGUAGGAGUGUAUAUUACAAUUUGUUUUGUCCUUUCGUCCGCUUCUUACAUCAAAAUUUAUUUCAUUGUUCGUCACCAUCAGAUCCAGAUUCACGCUCAUCAACAAGCUGUGGACAGUUUUAAUAUUAGUGUAAAUAUCCCAGAUAGUAAUAACGUGAUAAUAUCAAAGAAACGUGCUUUAAAGACUUUUAUAUAUUUCAUAUGCAUGAUAUUUUGUUACUUACCUUAUCUAUCUUAUUCACUGCUACAUGCAACCUCAGUUUUACGCUUAGAGGAAAAUUGGUCCUUUGCAGAGACUGUUGUGUUCCUGAACUCGUCUGUAAAUCCAUUUUUGUACUGUUGGUGUAAUCGUGAAAUCCGAACAUCAGCUGUAAAGUUAGUGCGAAAAAUGAUUUGUAAACAAACGGAAGUAGCUAGCGAGCUUGAAGUUUAA
This is a messenger RNA of Porites lobata, 9607 nucleotides long. The record is from the annotation of a GenBank genome assembly. NCBI's taxonomy places the organism in Eukaryota, Metazoa, Cnidaria, Anthozoa, Scleractinia, Poritidae.